UGAUAAACUCCAAUGGCUUUAAUUCUGUAUCUGCCACCCUCUCUGCCAAUCCCGUCCACUGGCCUCUACUCAGUGUCCUCCACCCCUCUCUGCCAAUCCCUCCACUGGCCUUUCCACUCAGUGUCCUCCAUCCCUCUCUGCCAAUCCCUCCACUGGCCUACCAUCAGUGUCCUCCAUCCCUCUCUACCAAUCCUCCACUGGCCCUCCAUUCAUGUGUCCUUCCACCCCUCUCUGCCCUUAUCCCUCCACUGGCCUCCACUCAGUGUUCUCCACCCCUCUCUGCCUAAUCUCUCCACUGGCCUCCACUCAGUGUCCUCCAUCCCUCUCUGCCAAUCCCUCACUGCCUCUCCAUUCAGUGUCCUCCAUCCCUCUCUGCCAAUCCCUCCACUGGCCUCCAUUCAGUGUCCUCCACCCCUCUCUGCCGAAUCCCUCCACUGGCCUCCACUCAGUGUUCUCUCACCCCUCUCUGCCAAUCUCUCCACUGGCCUCCACUCAGUGUCCUCCAUCCCUCUCUGCCAAUCCCUCCACUGCUCUCCAUUCAGUGUCCUCCAUCCCUCUCUGCCAUAUCCCUCCACUGGCCUCCAUUCAGUGUCCAUCUUCACCCCUCUCUGCCAAUCCCUCCACUGGCCUCCAUUCAGUGUCCUCCACCCCUCUCUGCCAAUCCCUCACUGGCCGACUCUCACUCAGUGUCCUCACCCCUCUCUGCCAAUCCCUCCACUGGCCUCCACUCAGUGUACCCUCCACCCCCUCUCUGCCAAUCCCUCCACUGGCCUCCAUUCAGUGUCCCUCCACCCCUCUCUGCCAAUCCCGUGCACCAGCUUCCCAUUGCCC
Staurois parvus is the source of this 831-nucleotide messenger RNA. The record is from the annotation of a GenBank genome assembly. NCBI's taxonomy places the organism in Eukaryota, Metazoa, Chordata, Amphibia, Anura, Ranidae.